Molecule: messenger RNA, 706 nt
Organism: Hipposideros armiger (great roundleaf bat)
Lineage: Eukaryota; Metazoa; Chordata; Mammalia; Chiroptera; Hipposideridae
Gene: SRP14
Product: signal recognition particle 14
Exons: 5
Coding region: 88-420 (110 amino acids)
Biological process (GO): SRP-dependent cotranslational protein targeting to membrane
Cellular component (GO): signal recognition particle, endoplasmic reticulum targeting
Molecular function (GO): 7S RNA binding; endoplasmic reticulum signal sequence receptor activity
Source: RefSeq, a predicted model, not a curated record
AUAGCGGAAGUCCGCGCAGCCUGGGCGGGACUUCCGGCUACCGUUGCGUGAGUCUUAUGCUGACGGAGUGGAGCUGGCGGAGCCGGGAUGGUGCUGUUGGAGAGCGAGCAGUUCCUGACGGAGCUGACCAGGCUCUUCCAGAAGUGCCGGCUGUCGGGAAGCGUGUUCAUCACCCUGAAGAAGUAUGAUGGGCGAACCAAACCCAUUCCGAGGAAAGGCUCUGUGGAGGGCUUUGAGCCCGCAGACAACAAGUGUCUGUUAAGAGCGACUGAUGGGAAAAAGAAGAUCAGCACUGUGGUGAGCUCCAAAGAAGUGAAUAAGUUUCAGAUGGCUUAUUCAAACCUAUUGAGAGCUAACAUGGAUGGGUUGAAGAAGAGGGACAAAAAGAGCAAGAGUAAGAAGACCAAAGCAGCACAGUGAAGGCACCAGAUUCCCUGCUUUUCCCCCAACUAACCACUGAAUUGCUAUUUUUCCUUUGGUUUUUACUUUUGACCACAAAGCUUUCUGGUUCCCCUACAAUAACUAUUUUCAUGUGAGAUUAGGGUCAUUUUGGAUGGGAGAAGGGAUGUAAUGUUUACAGGGUAGUCUUUAGAAGCCAGUUUAUUUUAGGUCUGGCUAAUUGGUCUGUGUUGCGUAGGGUAUAUUCUUAAAAUCUCUGUAGCCAUCUGUGUGAAGAGGAAUGUAUCAUUAAAUCUAUUUAUCAGCA